AUGACUCCUCUUGUGUUGUCUCUCCUGCUGCUGCUCGCUCCGGCACACAGCUGGCUGUCUUUAGAGGACUGGGGCUCUGGGAGUGUGGCAGGAUCCAUCGGAGACUUCGGACAAUGUGUUUGUAAUGUUUUUCUUCCGGAUACGUCAUUCCCAGCGGACCGCGUGGAGCACAUGCAGACGUCCUCAACUGAUCUGGCUGUGGAAAUCAAGCUCCAAAUCAACAAGGUCACCAGCAUCAAAGGUCAACUGGUGGUUCUUCUGAGCGAGCUCACUAACCUGACCGCUCGACUGGAGAUUCUGCAGACCGGACCUGACAAGUUCAUCAAACUGGAGUUCGAGCUUAUCCGAAUCGAACUGCGGGAUUUUGAGGCUCUGGUCACCCAACUGAAAACAUCUCUGAAUAUCUCCUCGCCGGCCAUCGAUGAACUCUACAUCGAGAUCCGAAACAUGAGCUUAAUCGUCGACCGACUGGAAAGCUACGACCGGAGCAACCUGGAGGUGAUCCGCAUCGAGUUCGCCAAACUCCAGAAGAAACUGGAGAAAUGUCAGGACGACAGGGAAGAGAUCUCUAACUCACCCAUAGGGUCCUGUACGCACGGAGGGAUUCUCAGAUUUGGUAGACCGGUCAUCAGUCAGCUGAACGCCAAUCUGAACGCAGGGUUCAAGUACGGAGGCUGGGGUAAAGAUUCCAGUCCUCUGUCCGGAUCGGAGGAGAUGUAUUGGUACGCCGGUUCUUCAGAUCUUCUGCUCAGCAGAAUCUCACUUUACGGCGACUAUUAUAAACUGAUCAUGAGACAAGCCCUCCACACGCACGAGCUUUAUGUCUAUAACAGAUAUGACUAUAGAGGCAGCGGAAAUAAUUACAUUGUACGAUCAAACGCUCUUUAUUACCAAUACAACAAUCCCUUCAAAAUGGCCAAAUACAACAUGACCAGCUCCACCGUCGUGACCGAAGUUGUUCCGGAAGCGACCACCAGAUUCUCGUACCAUUACUCCUCCAAUCAGAACCUGGACUUUGCAGCGGACGAGUCUGGACUGUGGGUGACUUACGCCACAGAGGCUUCUAAAGGUAAACUGGUUUUGGGGAAGAUCGAUGAAGACUUAUUUAAGGUCCAGCGGGUUUGGCACACCAGCGUUUUCAAACAGUCCGUCACAAACGCCUUCAUGAUCUGCGGGGUCCUGUACGCCACCCGUUCAGUAGAUACUCAGACGGAGGAGGUUUUUUACACGUAUGAUACGAACACCAGCGAGGAGAAUUAUGUUAGUAUUCAGUUUGAGAAGUUUCAGGAUUUAUAUGUUUAUCUGGACUACAAUCCUGCGGAUCAGAAACUUUACAUGUACAACAACGGUUACUAUGUGUAUUACAAUGUGAAGUUCAGGGAUGCUUAGAGAGAUUCUCCUGCUUUUAUAACUUCCAUCUGAGGAAAUGUAAUAUAUGGAAGAGAAAAUUAAUGACAAUAAAU
Molecule: messenger RNA, 1463 nt
Organism: Triplophysa dalaica
Lineage: Eukaryota; Metazoa; Chordata; Actinopteri; Cypriniformes; Nemacheilidae
Gene: olfm4.2
Product: olfactomedin 4, tandem duplicate 2
Exons: 5
Coding region: 1-1389 (462 amino acids)
Biological process (GO): signal transduction
Source: RefSeq, a predicted model, not a curated record